GUUCAGUAGAAAUGUGUGACAAAACAAAAAUGUAUUAUUUUUAUCAUUGGUCGUUAUUUAUUUUGUAGAACAAAUCGUGAAAAUCUCAAUUUUUGAUAAAUACUAACGAGCAGAUUGUGGGCGUGUAAAGGGGUCUGCGGGGUCCCGCCUCCGCAGUUGAUCUCCGUUAAACCCCCAGAGCCGGUGCAGGAGCGGCGCUCCGACAUUCCCCCGCUUCUCGUCGCGAUGUUGCUGCUGUGGGUGUUGGUUCUCCCGGCGCUCGCCGCCGCCGCUCUCCCGCGCUUCUGCGGUCCCUGUGACCCGAGCUCCUGCGCCCCGCUGCCGCCCGCGGGCUGCGCUUUCCGCGUGCCGGACCCGUGCGGCUGCUGCGAGCUGUGCGCCGCCGGACCGGGAGAGCAGUGCGGUGCGCGCGGCUCCGCGGCUCCACGGUGCGCCCCAGGAUUCGAGUGCGUCCGAGCGACACGGGGACACGAGGACAAGAAAAACCCGAAGAACAAGAAGAAGAACGAGCUCGGCGUGUGCGCGUGCAAAAACGGCGAUUACGCGGUGUGCGGCUCGGACGGUGUGGAGUACCGGAGCGUGUGCGAGCUGAAAGCGGCCAGCGUGUCCGCCGAGCGCCUCCACAAACCCGCCGUGACCGUACACAACAAGGGCAAGUGUGCCAAAGCUCCUGUAAUCAUUACGGGUCCGGGUCAGGUCUGGAACGUCACCGGUGCUCAGGUCUUCCUCAGCUGCGAGGCCAUCGGCCUUCCCACACCGGUGCUCAGCUGGAGAAAGAUCUCAGACGAUAACAAGUCCGAGCUGCUCCCCGGAGACCAAGACAACCUCGCCAUCCAAAUGAGGGGAGGCCCGGAGAAGCACGAGGUCACCGGAUGGGUGCUGAUCUUUCCACUGACCAAGAAUACAGCGGGAACAUACGAGUGUCACGUCAGCAACGCCCACGGUGAAGCUUCAGCCACGGGCGCCAUCCACAUCGUCAACUCCAUCGACGAAAUUCCUGACAAAAAGGUGGUCAAGGACGACGAGCUGUGAGGACGGUGUGUUCACCCCCUGAUGACACCUCCUGCAAGAUCAGGACUCAGAUGGGACAGAGAACAUGUAGACACUGUACAACACACACACACACACACACACACACACACACACACCUCCUUGUGACACACUAACAGCACCCAGACAUGAUAGGCAUACUAGCCACUGUACUUUAUCUGCACACCUCAAACCCACACAGAUACACACACACACACACACACACACUUCUAACACACCACAGCAGGAGAUAGAGAUGGAGAUAGAUCACAUCCCCAGGUUCAUGUUUUUUAUGUCUUUUGAUAAAAUCUGUGUGUAUUUCCGUAGUAUUCGUCGUGUACAUCACGUACUCGCAACAUUCGAGUGUUUUGGUGACCAGCAUCUCCAGAAAAGAAGAAUGUGUGUGUACUGAGUUUCGGAACUGAUGCUGAUGUUAGAGGAUUUGUGAAAGAGAAGUGUGUGUGAGAGAGAAAGAGAGGCGGCUUAAAAGCAAAAUGUAUUCUUUUAAAUGUUUUCUAUCAGUGUACACGGUCAACUUUUUAUUUUCACUUACAAAUAAAGAAUUUAUGAUCGAUUCUC
This is a messenger RNA of Silurus meridionalis, 1608 nucleotides long. It is a transcript of the gene igfbp7, whose product is annotated as insulin-like growth factor binding protein 7. Gene Ontology annotation, cellular component: extracellular region. The coding region runs from base 226 to 1032 and encodes 268 amino acids. NCBI's taxonomy places the organism in Eukaryota, Metazoa, Chordata, Actinopteri, Siluriformes, Siluridae. Gene Ontology annotation, biological process: regulation of signal transduction; regulation of cell growth. The record is from RefSeq and is a predicted model, not a curated record. The transcript has 5 exons. Gene Ontology annotation, molecular function: insulin-like growth factor binding.